This is a messenger RNA of Fonsecaea erecta, 273 nucleotides long. RefSeq lists its product as hypothetical. The record is from RefSeq and is a predicted model, not a curated record. Lineage: Eukaryota; Fungi; Ascomycota; Eurotiomycetes; Chaetothyriales; Herpotrichiellaceae. The transcript has 2 exons. The coding region runs from base 1 to 273 and encodes 90 amino acids.
AUGCCGGCCCUCAAGAAAUACGUCCCGUCCUUCCUCCUUCCCACCGACGAGCCCCAGCAUCCGGGCCGCAUCUACGACGUGCCGCUCCGCCGAGAACUCUUCCACAAGGCCCGGCCGGGCAACGAGCACAGCGUCGAGGCCAGCCGCAACAACAGCGUGGUGAGCGAGCGCAGACGGAGCUCGGCAGACGCCACGGAAUCGCGGAGGGAGAGCUGGCAUCCCGGCAUGGCCUUUGAGGGCUUGAAACAUCUCGAGGCGAAUACUUUUGUGUGA